UCAUACUUUUUACUGUUCGACAAUACGUAUCUGUCUCUGUGGAUUGGAUACCGUCUUCGGACCUUCAAUUCGAGCUAAUUGAAGAUAUGUCUAAAUCAAAAUCUAUGAUGUCUAUCGUGGUCUCGACUUGUUAUUAAUUGAUGUUUCCCUCUCAAAUUUUGUCUCCUUUGGAGUUUGAUAAAAUGUCUAAAUCAGUCAGCGUUUCCCUAAUUAUUCAUCGUGAGCUAUUUUCUAUUCAGAAAUGGGUAAUUGAAUGGCUCUGUAUGCUGCGCCUUUCUAAUUCUUUCCACUCUUUCUUCAGACUAAUGUUCUGUAAACCUCGUUCUCACACCUUAGCUUGCCACCGCGUGUUCUAGAAUAUUGUUUAAAAAAAAAAAAAGAAAAGAAAUUUGACGUGUAGCACAUUUUUAAGCGCUUCCCGGAAGGAAUUGCUUGCAGCUAUCACUCCGACCUCAAUUGAUGCAAUGGAGAGUUGGAUUUAUGAUGACAUAAACUUUCGGUAUAACAUUUAACGGUGAGCUUGAACCAUGGAUAUUAUUGACGUUGAAGAAAAUCUAUUUGCUGCGAGUGAUGCUAAGCUACAUGGAGGAAUGUGCAAGACUCUUUCUGCAUUAUAUUGUAAAGUACUAUCAAUUUUCCCUUCAUUGGAAGCUGCACGACCUCGGAGCAAAUCUGGUAUUCAGGCAUUAUGUUCAUUGCAUGUAGCACUUGAAAAAGCCAAGAAUAUUCUUCAACAUUGUUCAGAGAGCAGCAAACUUUACUUGGCUAUAACUGGGGACUCUGUCCUGUCAAAAUUUGAGAAGGUAAAAUGUGCUCUAAAAGAYAGUCUUAAACGUGUUGAAGAUAUUGUUCCUCAGUCAAUUGGCUACCAGAUCCAGGAGAUUAUGAAGGAACUGGAGAGUACGCAAUUUUUCCUAGAUCCUAUGGAGAAGCAAGUUGGUGAUGAUAUUAUUCAAUUACUCCAACAGGGACGAACAUUCAGCAAUACUGUUGACACCAAUGAGCUUGAGUCUUUUCACCAAGCUGCUAUUAGACUUGGAAUAAACUCCUCAAGAGCAGCUCUUGCAGAGAGAAGAGCACUAAAGAAACUAAUAGACCGGUCUCGCACUGAAGAUGACAAGAGGAAGGAGUCAAUUGUAGCAUAUCUUUUUCAUCUCAUGAGGAAGUACUCCAAGUUAUUUAGAAGCGAGAUACCAGAGGACAAUGAUUCACCGGGUUCUGGACCUUGUUCACCCACUGUUCAGAGCUCUCUCGAGGACAGUGGACCUGGUGAAAAUGGUCAAGCCUUUGAAAGGCAGCUGACAAAGGUUGGUUCCUUUACUUUCAAACCAAAAAAUCGCAGAUUGGAGCAGAUUCCCCUUCCGCCUGAUGAGUUGAGGUGUCCUAUAUCACUGCAGCUAAUGUAUGAUCCAGUCAUAAUUGCUUCCGGGCAAACAUAUGAAAGGCUUUGCAUUGAGAAGUGGUUAAGUGAUGGCCAUAACACCUGCCCAAAAACUCAACAGAAACUCUCUCAUCUUUCGUUGACACCUAAUUACUGUGUUAAGGGUCUGAUUGCUAACUGGUGUGAUCAGCAUGGCGUUCCUGUUCCUGAUGGGCCCCCAGAUAGUCUUGACCUCAAUUACUGGAGGCUUGUGUUAUCUGAAUCAGAGUCUCUAAAUUUGCCAUCUAUGGACACUGUUGGUUCUUGCAAGUUGAAAGAUGUUAAAGUCGUUCCAUUAGAAGAAAAUGGUACAACUGAGGAGAUUGAAGAAAAUGAAGUGGUGGAUGAUAACUCUGCUGAAGAACCAGAGCCUGAUAUAAAUAUGCUUACUAGAUACGAACAAUAUUUGAAACUUUUGAAUGAAGAAGUUGGCUUGAGAAGAAAGUCAACUGUGGUGGAGCAAAUAAGGCUGUUACUGAAGGAUGAUGAAGAGGCGAGAAUUUUUAUGGGAGCUAAUGGAUUUGUCCAGGGACUUCUACAUUACUUAGAGACAGCUGUGAAAGAACAAAAUGCCAAGGCUCAGGAAAGUGGAGCAAUGGCUCUUUUCAACCUUGCUGUCAACAACGAUAGGAACAAGGAAUUGAUGCUGGCAGAAGGAAUGAUUUCAUUGUUGGAGGAAAUGAUUAUGAACCCAAAUUCCCAUGGAUAUGCAACCGCCCUCUAUCUCAACGUUUCCUGCCUGGAGGAAGCGAAAACUAUUAUCGGCUCGAGUUGUGCGGUCCCAUUCUUGACACAACUUCUCCAUGCUAAUACCGAAACACUGUGCAAGCUUGAUGCCCUUCACACUCUCUACAAUCUGUCGACCGUGCCCUCUAACAUUCCCAACCUGCUUUCUUCUGGAAUCAUCAGGGGUCUUCAAUCUGUUCUUGCAGCCCCUCGUGAUCGAACAUGGACUGAAAAGUGCAUAGCGAUCUUGAUAAAUUUGGCUUCAAGUGAAUCUGGUAGCGAUCAAAUGUCAUCUACUCCAGAACUUAUCAGUGCGUUGGCAACAAUAUUAGACAAUGGUGAACCCAUUGAGCAGGAACAAGCAGUGUCAUGUCUCUUGAUUCUGUGCAAUGGGAAUGAGAAGUGCAGCGAGAUGGUCCUACAGGAAGGCGUAAUUCCCGGGUUGGUGUCGAUGUCUGUGAACGGCACAGCAAGAGGCAAGGAGAAGGCUCAAAAGCUACUGAUGUUGUUCAGGGAGCAACGACAACGGGAGCCACCAACACCGACCCCGACAUUGACAGACCAGCCGGAGAGUAGCGGGACAUCAAUGCCUGGGGCAGAAUCAAAGCCACUGUGCAAGUCAAUUUCAAGAAGGAAAACGGGAAAAGCUUUUAGCUUUUUAUGGAAAAGCAAAAGCUAUUCAGUGUACCAAUGCUGAAGAAAAAGGUUCAUUGGUGUUGUAAAUUUUUCUUUUUCAUUUUUCAUUUUUCAUUUUUCAUUUUUUUUGGGGGGGUUUUCGUUUAUUCUGAAGAUGAGAUGUACAGGCCACCUGUAAUUAAAUCAUGGAGUUUUGGCUUCGAAUUCCCUGUUUCGUUUCUGAUAGAAUACAUGAUGGACCACCGCCAAACCGUGUUCCUUCCUUCA
Molecule: messenger RNA, 3049 nt
Organism: Momordica charantia (bitter melon)
Lineage: Eukaryota; Viridiplantae; Streptophyta; Magnoliopsida; Cucurbitales; Cucurbitaceae
Product: U-box domain-containing protein 45
Biological process (GO): cell surface receptor signaling pathway; protein ubiquitination
Molecular function (GO): ubiquitin-protein transferase activity
Source: RefSeq, a predicted model, not a curated record